Molecule: messenger RNA, 2044 nt
Organism: Schistosoma turkestanicum
Lineage: Eukaryota; Metazoa; Platyhelminthes; Trematoda; Strigeidida; Schistosomatidae
Source: the annotation of a GenBank genome assembly
GAAACCAGUAACCUACAAAUAUCUUCUACUCUUACUGGCCAAGGUUCAGAGCCAUAAAGUAGGACGGAGCAAACUGCUGCUCAGUAGACUGGUCCUUAUGUUAGCAGACACAUCACACUUAAAUCUUCCGAUUUUUCUAACUGUAUGAACCGAUACCACGCUCAGCACAGUUCAGUUCUUGCCUGUUUUGAAUUUUAGACUUUAGCUUUAAUUAUUUUUCUACAUUGCGAAACAAUUUCAGUCAUCAAACUGAUUUCGUCCAGACUUUCAAAAUUAAACCUUCCUUGUCUUUUUGGAAUUAGCAUUUAUCCUGUUUUAUAGCCAUUGUUCUUGAUUUAUAGAUCUAUGUAGUGAAACAGGCAGUGAAUCCGAAUGUCCAAAUACCCUCGUUUCUGGAUUCAAGGGGUCUGAAGUCGCUGAUGCGGGAUCGUGUUUACCAGGAGAUCUUAUGGAUGGAAAAAGUUGUGGUGCCUCUGUCACGUUAUCCACUCGUCCUCGUCUUACAGUUCAAGAUAUACUUGAUGACCAAGUAUCUCACGCAGGCUUUUCGAAAAAUCAAGAAUGUGAAUUGAAACAAACUUCUCUAUCGUCCAACUCACAAGCCGAUUCAUCUACAGUACUCUCAGAAAGCAUUUCGACAUCCAGAGUCAACCCGGCUCCAUAUUUGGAUAAAGGACAGAACACUAUGGCUUGGUCAGGUAUUGCUAACCCAAGCCAUGCAUUUGCAUUUAUUCAGUCUUCUAACUUCUCGAAGGAUAAUUCUAUAGAAUCGGAAAACACAUCUGUCGUGGAAGACCCAUUUGCAUACUCGAACUCAGUUCCUGUAAGUUUGUCUACGAUUAGGACGAUGGAUGUAUUCACGUGCUCAACCGAUCCGUCUAUGAUAUUUACGCCUGUCCAAAGUAACACCUCCAUAGCCGGCAGUUUUGUUCCACAAAUAUAUUCCUCAAUUACGUCUCCAGUUUGUUUAUCUGGCAACACUAAUGGUGCUGUAAAUAACAGCUCUAAUAAACGCACUGGUGGGUCUUCAGGAACUGCGAGCGGUUGUAAUACUGGAGGGUCUAGUUUUGGUGGUGCACCUUGUGGUGGAGUAGGUGGUGCGGCGGGGGCUGGUGGGAGUGGAUGGGGCAAUCGUAGGGGUCCACCUGCUCCACCAUUCACUCCUUCUGGGUCUAUACUCCAACCAUUGCCAGUCCUAACUACACAACGUCCUCCUGAAUACUGGUGCAACAUUGCUUAUUUUGAACUUGAUCAGCAAGUUGGUGAAUUGUUUAAAGUUCCAAGCCAGUAUUCACGCGUCACUGUUGAUGGAUAUACAGAUCCUUCUAGUCCGAAUCGUUUUUGUCUUGGACAAUUAUCAAAUGUACACCGGUCUGAGCAGUCCGAAAAGUCGAGACUUUAUAUUGGCAAAGGUGUAGAACUAGAUAACGUUGGAGAAGGUGAUGUUUGGAUUCGCUGUCUUUCCGAGUUCUCUGUAUUCGUACAAAGCUAUUAUUUGGAUAGAGAAGCUGGCCGUGCACCUGGGGAUGCUGUCCAUAAGAUAUAUCCUGGAGCUUAUAUCAAGGUUUUCGAUAUCAGACAGUGUCAUGAAGAAAUGAAGUCUCUUGCUCAAUCCUCUCAUGCUGCCGCUGUUCGACAAGCUGCAGCUGUUGUUGGUUCGCCGACGACAAGCGACCUGUUAUCUCAGCUACCUGUUGCGCUACCUCUAGGUUCCAACCAGUCUACUCCAGGGUCUUUGCCUGGUGCAUUAGGUACAGGGGCAUCUAUUAUGGCUACUGCUGGGGUUGGGGUGGAUGAUCUUAGACGUCUUUGUAUGCUUCGUUUGAGUUUUGUUAAAGGAUGGGGUCCAGAUUAUCCUAGACGUAGCAUCAAAGAAACACCUUGUUGGAUUGAAAUACAGUUGCACAGGCCUUUACAGUUGCUGGAUGAAGUGCUUCAGGCUAUGCCUCUUAAUGACUUGAAACCAACUCGACAUUUCUUUUCUUACUUCCCACAACCAUCUGGAUGCAACUCAGUGAGACCAACGGCAGCCAAACGAGUAUAA